Molecule: messenger RNA, 1161 nt
Organism: Exophiala xenobiotica
Lineage: Eukaryota; Fungi; Ascomycota; Eurotiomycetes; Chaetothyriales; Herpotrichiellaceae
Exons: 3
Coding region: 90-947 (285 amino acids)
Source: RefSeq, a predicted model, not a curated record
AGCCAUGAUGCUUGCAGGUUGAAGACACUUGCCAGCCCUAGUUUGUCUUUUUGAAUUCUCAAAGAAAAGACAGCCGAUAUCCUUCAACCAUGGAGUUUUAUGGCAUGACGGGGGAGAAACUUGGUGUGAUAGGCCAAAUCGACGGCACCAAGUCCAAGUUUGACGAUCUGCCUCAGUGGAAGAAAGAUCUCUUGCAGAAGCCGUCAAUAUCAGUGCGGAAGGGGAUCGCUUGGGGUUUUUCUUCACCAUACGAAGAUACUUCCACGCUUGUCUUGACCUCUAAGGCGGGCGCAUUCGUUGAUAUCAGAUUUCCGUCCAACUUCGCUAAGUCAAGACCGUUGACGGAGGACCCGGCUUUCUGGGCGUUUAGCGGUGUGGCUACUAUGAGGUUCUACGAAGGGAUGCCACACACAGCGCACGGAGUAUGGACACAUGACAUUGACUCAAGAGACGAGGCGAUAAGAGAUGAAGGGGAUUUGUUCUUGCUGGGGAAUGGGGAUUGCGUGGAGACUGGGUUGAUGAAGAAUCCGAGGACGGAGAGAAUGGCGAUGUAUAAAGAGUACUGGACCAGUCCGGGAGUCGUGGAGAUAACGCCUUGCGUCGUUGCGAGAACGAGCGAGAGCGAGGGCUGGCAUGGGGUGGUCAUUAGGGUCGGAAACUAUUGUCAGGGAAUCAUGGCAAGACAUAACCAAGGGAAAAGCGAAGAGAAACAGGUGAAGGUACUGGUAGAGAGAUGGCAGAGGACACGGAUCGAUAGAGGGAGGUCGGUGGAGGAGGAACAGGAAGAGAAAAGAGAGUGGCUGAAGGAUGGGCGAAGUAAUACGUCUGAUGAGGGCGGAGACAGUGAGAAAGUGCCGUGUAUGUGGGCGUGCCGUGAGGAUAGGAGGAUAGGGGACGAGGUCGUGGUAGCUGGAGUGCAGUGGAAGGUUGUCGAGUGGGAGCUGUGAGGCAGGCAAGAUACGAGACAGGCACAGUACGUAGGGAUGUCUCGGCGAGGGAGGAAGAGAGAUGGCCAAGGGUGUCUCACUUCAGGAGGUUGAAUGAUGGUGUAUCAAUGACUUGGUUUGGCAUGAACGUUUGGAUUUCACGGGAUCAAGACUGCCAACCUCACCGCAACAUAAGUUACAUACAGUACAUCAAUUGUGGAUAGAUCUACUGCUC